Molecule: messenger RNA, 645 nt
Organism: Naegleria fowleri
Lineage: Eukaryota; Heterolobosea; Eutetramitea; Acrasida; Naegleriidae
Exons: 3
Coding region: 1-645 (214 amino acids)
Source: RefSeq, a predicted model, not a curated record
AUGGCCACUAUCUUCAGAUUGCAAGAUGAUCACCUCAACGACCUUGUCUCAAUCAACAAAUUGACAACCGAGCAAUUGGAGGAGCUUUGCAAGUUAUCGGUCGAUUUUAUCAUCAGCGGAUCAGUGAAAAAAUCAAUUCAGCAAACAGCAGCAAGUUUGUCUUUGGACAAGGACGAAUCCGAAAAAACAAUCACUAGUUUGUCAUAUCUAUAUUCUGACUGUGCAAAAGCAAAUUUAGAUUCUAACAAAUUUCAAUUAACGAUUUUUGAUAUUCCAUCACUUUCUGACAUUCAUGCGAAUAUUUUACUGAAACACUACGAACAAAACUUUGAAAAAUUCCGUACCCUGUUCACAAAGGCAAAUAGCACUGAAUCUUGCUAUGGACUGAGUACAAUUCCACAAUAUAAGGACCUUGAGUGGAGAUUUGAAGUGGAAUGUGAUAGGCGAAGCGUUCGACAAUUGUUAGAACCCUACUUCACCCUCAAACUCAUCACUUCAACAACAACUGGAGAUGAGAAAAAUACUCAAGCUCAAUAUUUUAACUGCUCUCUUCAUGAAUUGAAACACAUGCACGAUGUAUUGGGAGAGGCACUUAAGGAAAUGAAAUCUCCACACACCAGAAGAAUUAAAUACUACAUUAAAUAA